Aplosporella prunicola CBS 121167 is the source of this 305-nucleotide messenger RNA. RefSeq lists its product as uncharacterized. The transcript has a single exon. Bases 6 to 293 code for a protein of 95 amino acids. The record is from RefSeq and is a predicted model, not a curated record. NCBI's taxonomy places the organism in Eukaryota, Fungi, Ascomycota, Dothideomycetes, Botryosphaeriales, Aplosporellaceae.
CAUCCAUGAAGAGGGGCUGCGGGGGCGGGGUAAUGUUGGAGUGUAUCCGCUUGGCCGUUUGCUCGGCUGCCCGUUUAAUAUCUGCCCGCGUCUCUUCCUCGCCGCCGCUCCGCGCGCUGCCGUGUGCGCUCCCGGGACCUGGGCAGGUUAGUGACGCUAAUUUCUUCCGUUGCUACGGAUGCGUGCCUACGCGCCAGUCUCCGCUUGUCUCGGGAGCUGGUACUGCGCUACUAUUGCUCUUCGCCGGAAGCUUCGGGAGAGGGCUUCGUCUGCGUUUGUUGUUGCCGGCUUAGCGCGCAGGAUUG